This is a messenger RNA of Centruroides sculpturatus (bark scorpion), 2858 nucleotides long. RefSeq lists its product as uncharacterized. The coding region runs from base 1 to 2673 and encodes 890 amino acids. Gene Ontology annotation, molecular function: signaling receptor binding. Lineage: Eukaryota; Metazoa; Arthropoda; Arachnida; Scorpiones; Buthidae. The transcript is spliced from 7 exons. The record is from RefSeq and is a predicted model, not a curated record.
AUGGCAAUAGAAGUAGAGAAAGGAGGGGAAAUUUCUACAAAAGUUUACAGAAAGGCAACUUAUAACCUACUGUUAAUACCAUGGACUUCCCACAACCUAGCAAGCUAUAAAAUAGCAGCAUUCUGGGAGCUUAUAGAGAGAGCAUAUACACACUGCAACAAACCACAAGACAGAAUUAAAGAAUUAGAUCACAUUAAAGAACUAGCUAGGCAGUGCGGUAUCAGCCAGAAUAUGAUAAAGGCCAUUAUUAACAAAAGAAGAAUAGACAAUAACGAAGGCAAUGAGCAGGAAAGAAUAAAAGAAUACACUGUAAUGGAAUACAUGGAAUCUAACAGUAUACCAGAUGCUAUGCACAGACAAGGAAGACAUAGAUCAGAGGCUGAUUCAAGAAUAUAUAGAAUACCAGUACUAGACAAAAGGCGACAAAAAGAGCUAUACUACAUCGGAGCCUCAGGAAGAUCGUUAAAAGAAAGGCUAAAAGAGCAUAAAAGGAACGUGCAGAAUGAGCAGCCAGUCACUACACUAGCAACAUAUGUUAUAGCAGACCUGACAGAAGUCAUAUUUUUUCUCAAAGGUACAAAUUUGAAAGGAAAAGCCCAGCUAAAUUCUAAUUCAAAAACUAAUAAAACAUUAUUUUCAUCUGCUUCACAAUCUUUUCUAAAUUUCACCACUAAGAAACUUAACAGUAAAGGUGCAGUUUCAAAGGCAUCUAGUGUAGAAAACAAGGAAUUUCCACAUACAUUAAAUAAAGAGAGUUUUGUGAGUAAAACUUUCAAUUCAUCAAAAACUUCUCAAACAUUUGGAGCAAAUUCAACAGGGAAAGCUACUGGUGAAUUUUGUUGUAAAAGGAAAGGAGUUUCUGUGUCUUCAAAUAAUAUUGGUGCAUCAGAUAAGAAAAAAUUGCAAAAAUCAGAACAAAAAUUACAGUCAAAGAAUGAUGACACAGUCAUAAAAAAUUUUAAAGCAAAAAGAUUUUUUAGUUGCAGUGAUAAAGGAAAGAACAAAAGUCUUGUAAACAGUAAAAAAACUUCCACUAGUAAAUUAUGUAUUUCAUAUUCAAAAAAUAAAAAUGCUGAAGAUAAAAUAGAUAAAGUUAAAUAUAAAAAAGAUAAUGAAAAUAAAAUCUGUGAAAAGGAUAAUGAUCCAAAUUUAACUCUUCAAAAUCUGUGCAAAAGUGAACAAGACCAUGCUGUUUCAAAAGAGGAUUCUUUUUCUAAUAAUUAUAAUUUUACUAAAUCUUUAAGUGAUGAUACUUCAACGAGACGACAAAUUAAAGGUCGUCAAAAUAAUCCUGAUAUCAAAUCUGAUUCUGAAUUAUAUGGAGAUAUUCACUUAAAAUCUGUAUUGAAAGUAUUAAGAAGCAAUCUUAGUCCAGAGGAGAAACUAAGUGCAAUUAAAUAUAGUCACGAUUACUGGCAGAAAAUUAAAAAUGGAGAAAUAGCAUGUGACGAUUUAGAUAAGUUUACUGAGAAUAUAACAUUAAAAUCUUUAACUAAUUCUGUUAGAAGGAAGAAAUUUGAUAGGUUAACUACAGAUCAUGAAAUAUUUGCCAAAUCAAAUAUUAAAGAAAAAUGUACAAAAACUGGAAUGAAAACAUUAAAUAAAAUGACUAGUUUACCAGUAUGUUUGAAUAUGCCUAAAAGUAAUUCUGAACAAAUUGCAUUAUCAAGUAAAUUAGAAGAAGAAAUAUUGGUUACUCAGUUGGAAAAUGAACAUGUUGAAAAUUCUGCUUGUAAUAUCUCUGUUAAUGUUUCUGAAAGUGCACAAUUAGCAAAAGGAACUCCACCACCAAAAUCACCUGUAACUAUUCAAGAUUGGGUGAACUCCAUUGAUUUGACAACAGGAGAUGAAAGCUUUUCAGCUCACAAUUUACAUGGUGUUCAUGGAUAUAUAGCAGGCAAAAGGUCUGCUGAUGCAUCUCCUAGUACCUUAUCACCACAACCAAAUAAAAUUACUCUUGAUGAUUUGCGUUGUAAACAAAGUAGUUUUAAUUCAGAAACAUCGGGUAUCUCUGGUAUAUCAAGUAUAUCAAGUGUUGAAUCUCUUCUUGAAGCUCGUAGAGAGGAUCCAGAAGAGAUUUUAUUAGCACUUGGAUUUGGUGGAAAGCAGAGUUAUGAUCCUCUCUCUAGGAUUCCUCAACGCUUCUUGAAACAGCAUUCUCAAGUUCGAGGAGUUGAUAUUAAUACAUUUUUACAACAGCAAGAGGAUUUAUAUCAUCGACAUGAUAACAGUUCUCUUGGCUACAUGGGUCUUUCAGGUCAGUAUGAAUCACAAAUUGGAAGUAGUUGGAGCUUGCCUGCUAUGAGCAAGCAAGAGAACUGUAUAAAAGAUAUUAUCAUACGAAAUAUUGAUUCUCAUUCAGAAGGUGCACGGAAAUCUAAGAAAAAAAUGGGUGUUAAAUUUGUAGAUGGUGUAGAUAACGAAUUUUUACAUCAGCAAUCAUCUGACGAUAAGACAAUUCCUUGCAUAUCUGUGACAAUAAGUUCUGAAGAUUCAAAUCAAGUUCAUGAAACAGAAAAAGAUUGGUGGCAGCAAUAUGUAGAAAAAUCUGAUGUUACAGUUCUUAAUUUUAAUGAUAUUCAAAGUAAUUGUAACUAUUCUUCAACUGACAUUUGUGGCAGUUUUAAGCUUCAGUCAUCUCAGAAACGUAUGAUUCAUUCAAGUUUAGUUUAGUCAAGUAUUUUUUUAAUAAAAUGUUUGGAAGUAAUAGUUACUAUGGAAUACUCUGGCUGCCUUUGUUUUGUAUUAAUGUAAAUAUCUGAAAAUAUAUUUGAAAUUUUUAAAUAUUAUUUUAGAUUAUAAUAUAAAAAUAAUAAAUUUUAGUGAUUAUUGUUAAAUAUAUUACAAUAAUAAUAUCA